Parnassius apollo (apollo) is the source of this 237-nucleotide messenger RNA. NCBI's taxonomy places the organism in Eukaryota, Metazoa, Arthropoda, Insecta, Lepidoptera, Papilionidae. The record is from the annotation of a GenBank genome assembly.
AUGCAUCGAUUUUUUGUUGAACUGGAGCCAUCUAUAACCGUCAUGGAGCAAAAACUGACAUACCGAUUUCGGUACAUCAUGAGCUCAAAAACAUUUGAUGACGCUAAACUCAAACAGCUACAACGUGAGGCUCCCUUAUCAGCUGAAAAUGCUACGGCUGCGGAUGCGGCACCACAAUUUGCAAAGCAACCUCCACACGUGGUUGCUACCGUGAGUCUUCCUGUUAUGGUUGAUUAA